This is a messenger RNA of Lolium rigidum, 1485 nucleotides long. Its product is annotated as wax ester synthase/diacylglycerol acyltransferase 11-like. Gene Ontology annotation, biological process: triglyceride biosynthetic process. Lineage: Eukaryota; Viridiplantae; Streptophyta; Magnoliopsida; Poales; Poaceae. The transcript has 7 exons. Gene Ontology annotation, molecular function: long-chain-alcohol O-fatty-acyltransferase activity; diacylglycerol O-acyltransferase activity. Bases 1 to 1485 code for a protein of 494 amino acids. The record is from RefSeq and is a predicted model, not a curated record. Gene Ontology annotation, cellular component: plasma membrane.
AUGAACGCUGGUAGUGGUAGUCGCUUUGUAGCCACUCCGCCGCCCAACCUGCCGCUCUCUGAACGUGAGUCUGCAGAGACGGAAUGGUCGGAGGAGCCAAUGAGCCCUACGGGAAGACUCAUGGAAGAUGUUGGCGUCCACAUCGUCGCCAUGUUGGGCCUUGGAAUACCACUGAACCUACCCGUCUUCCGUGCUGGCAUCGAAAAAGAAUUACUUCCCCGAUACCCGCGGUUCUCCAGUAUUCAAGUAAUGGAUGAUUCCACCGGUGGCAAGCCGAGAUGGGUGCGAACGACGGUAAACCUGGACGACCACAUCAUGGUCCCAAAGGUCAAUCCUACUGCAGUGGCCUCUGACCCUGAAAAGGCCGUGGAGGACUAUGUGGCAGCGCUGACCACGGUCCCGAUGGAUAGGCGCCGCCCGCUCUGGGAUUUCCACUUCCUCGACUUCCCAACCUCCAAGGCCACCUCUACCAUGGUGCUCCGCAUACACCACUCCAUCGGCGAUGGAAUGUCAUUCAUGACGCUCUUCGUAGCAUCGUCCUGCAGCACAGAUGACCCGUCUAAGCAGGCGGCCAUGCCACCGCCGCCCAAGCGCACUGGCCCAAUCUACCAACGGCAGCCACGGCCUCCGCUGUCAUCAGGCAAGGCGUUGCUCAUGUGGGCUUUUUCGUAUCUUGUGCUGGCGUGGCACACGCUGGUGGACGGUGUGUUGCUUGUUGCAACUGUAUUGUUCUUAUGUGAUCCACGCACGCUCUUCACCCGUGCGGACAGAGGCAGGAAGGCUCACCUCUGCAAGCGCUUUGUGCAUCGGAGCCUUAGCCUCGACGACAUCAAGUUCAUCAAGAAUGUCGUCAAUUGUACAAUCAAUGACGUGCUAGUCGGUGUUACUUCAGCAGCUAUUUCACAAUAUUACUUUCGGAAGUCCGGCGACAUUAACACUAAGAAAAUUUGUUUGCGGUCAUUCCUCCUUGUCGACGCAAGACCAGUCUCUAGCCGACAAACAUGUGUUAGCAAGGUAGAGACAGGGAAUCGAUUUAGCGGCCUCAUCUGCCCAUUUCACAUAGCCUUGCACGAUGAUCCCCUUGAGCAUGUUCGGAGGGCAAAAAGGCUCAUGGAUAGGAAAAAGAACUCUUUAGAAGUGAUGCUCACACGACUGGUUGGUGAGUUCUUGGUGAAAUACCUUAGUGUAAAGAUCGGAGCUUUUUUCUUGCGCCUCUUUCUGACACGUACAACCAUAAUGUUAUCAAAUGUCGUUGGGCCAGCUGAACAUAUAACCUUAUGUGGGCACCCAGUUGUCUUCAUGGCAGGUAGCGUCUACGGGCAACCACAAGCUCUGACCGUGCACUACGAAAACUAUGGUAACACCAUUGAGAUAACUCUUGCAGUUGAUGAUGUACAAUUUCCAGAUUGUCAUCAACUUUUGGAUGAUUUUGGUGAAUCAGUCAGGCUUAUUAAGGAUGCUGCCAGUCUCCAUAUAGUAAAAUGA